UAAGAGGGAGGCACGCGGAUUUCAGAGGAUAACCGGAAACAGCAGGUUGUUGUUGAAACAUCUCACACAACUACUACUGAAAAACUACAGCGGCGUGGAAAUGGCUUUGACUCAAGACAUGAUCUUAACCUUUUUACUGGAGCGCGGGGGGAAAGUGAAAAACUCGGAGCUUGUGAGCAAGUUCAAAGGACUUAUAAACUCCAGCGACCCCGCGGAAAAGAAACAAAACAGAGAGCUCUUCAAACGCCUGGUCAACAACGUAGCCGUGGUGAAACAAGUCGAUGAUGUGAAGUACGUGGCUGUGAAGAAAAAGCACCAGGGAUUCAUCACAGGUGAAAAACUCAGUUUUACCGAAUCGCCGUGCAGUAGCAAAUCCACACGUGAUUCCAGUGAAAUAGAGAAUGUGGAUAUUAUUAAUAACAAUUAUUGUCAUUGCCAUACUCCACAAACUGUGAGUAAUAGCAGUAAAAGCGCACAUGAUGCUGAGUUUGAUUAUAAUGCAACUGAGUCUUUGACAGCAAGGGUGCUCAGCGUGACAGCUGAUGCCAAAAGUGGCAAAACAGGGGCUGUUUUUGCUCUUGUGGCCAUAAAAUCUCCACUAAGUGAGCUGCGACAUGAUGCAAAGGGAAAAACAAGCUUAGAUGCUGAACCGCCACCUGCAGCGACUGCUGAGCGAACUCUGAAAGUCAAAGCGUGUGUUGCCGGAGAAGGUUUUCUCUACAGGUCUCUGAGAGCCAAACGAAAGGAGCUUGAGGCGCAGGGUUCGCCACAACUGCGAAGGUGUAGUAAACUCACCAGAUCUGGUGGUAAUGAGGCUAAAGCCUCAGAUGAAAUUCCUUUGGGACCAAUGGAGCAUGAGUGGCUUGUGAAAUCAGCAACGGGAUGUUGGCGUCAGAUUUACAGCCUCCUGCUGAAAGACCCUCAGCUGGCAGCGAAGCCAAAUUUCAUGUCUGGAUUCACAAUCCUGCACUGGGCUGCUAAAAGCGGAAACGGUGAAAUGGUGUGUAAAGUCAUUGAUGUUUCCAGACAGAGAGGUGACGCAGGGAUCGAUGUGAAUGCUAAGUCUUAUGACGGGUACACGGCACUCCACAUAGCCGCCAUUCACAGCCGUGAACGUGUGAUAUCGCUGCUGGUGUGUGAAUAUGGUGCCAACACUAACAUACGGGACAAUAGUGGUAAAAAACCCUAUCAUUAUCUAAAUCCAGACGUGUCUGUUGAAAUCAGAAAGAUGCUCGGAGACCCUCACAGCCUGCAGCGGGACGCCCAGAAUCACUCAGACCUCCCGAAAGGAUUCAACACCCUGGGUAAACUAUUUCAGCCCCACAUCACUGGACAAAAGAAGAAAUACAGACGCCGACCAAGCUUCCACUUCGUCAGAGAUGAUCAUGAAGAUCCCAGAAAGAACGUCGCAAUUAAUCGCAAACUGCUGCAGUAAAAUAUCCCAACUGAAAGAUAACGCACUCUAAAAAUAGACUUAUUUGUUGUAGGUUUAAUAUAAUGUGUUGUUAAUUUAACUGGUGAUUGUACAGUGACAGAUUUGCGUCUACAGAUGAUUAUGUUUGUUAAUGAGGUUAAUAAGUAACAAGAAAAUGUGUUUUAGCACUAACAUAGCCGAAAGGCUGAAAAACAUGUCCAGCUCAUAUGAAAUAAAAUUGGCUUAAGUGUUAUGUAAAUAUUGGGUCACAAUGACACUUUCAUGAAAAUGUAAGUGUUUUUCCACUAAAAUUCUCAUGCUGUAAAUGCAAAACAAACUAAUUUAAAGGAAUAGCUUGUCCCAAAAUGUGUUAAAAUUUUACAUUUAAUGCCAUUUUAAUAAUUUAAUACACUCAUGAUGUAGGUGAGUUUGUUUCCUCAUCAGAUUUGGAGGAAUGUAGCAUUACAUCAGUUGCUCACCAAUGGAUCCUUUGUAGUGAAUGGGUGCCGUCAGAAUGAGAGUCCAAACGGCUGAUAAAAACAUUACAAUAAUCCACAAGUAAUCCACACCACUCCAGUCCAUCAUUUAUCAUCUUGUGAAGCCAAAACCUGCAUGUUUAUGAGAAACAAAUCCAUCAUUACGAUGUUUUUAACUUCAAACCAUUGCUAAUGGAUAAAAUACAAAUCCAUAAUUCUUAACGCUUCAUCCCCUAUUGCCUUUCACAUCAAAAUCUAGAGCUGUUUAGGCU
Molecule: messenger RNA, 2162 nt
Organism: Labeo rohita (rohu)
Lineage: Eukaryota; Metazoa; Chordata; Actinopteri; Cypriniformes; Cyprinidae
Gene: sowahab
Product: sosondowah ankyrin repeat domain family member Ab
Exons: 1
Coding region: 101-1435 (444 amino acids)
Molecular function (GO): protein binding
Source: RefSeq, a predicted model, not a curated record